This is a messenger RNA of Mucor velutinosus, 1833 nucleotides long. RefSeq lists its product as uncharacterized. The transcript is spliced from 2 exons. Lineage: Eukaryota; Fungi; Mucoromycota; Mucoromycetes; Mucorales; Mucoraceae. The coding region runs from base 1 to 1833 and encodes 610 amino acids. The record is from RefSeq and is a predicted model, not a curated record.
AUGAAUCCCAUACCAAAAUUAUUAUUUUCAGCAACUUUACUAGCGACGCUUUGUCUACAAUCUGCGUUUGCUGAUCAAAAAGCCAUGAAUCAUGCAGAAAUGGACAUGCUGCAAGAAACAGUGCCUAAAUUCAAUGAAUCCGAAACUGAACCGAUGUCCUAUGCAUUGUUCCCUGACAACAAAGGCUUAUUUUACUCUCAUGUAGCAUUUGUGACUAUUGGCUUCUGGUGUUUGAUGCCAAUGGGCAUCAUGCUUGGUGUAGCAAAAUCUAGUUUGCAUGUGCCUAUUCAAAUUCUGACAGUUAUCUUUGCUAUGAUUGGUUUUUUCUUUGGCAAACUCUAUGGCCAUAGCGCUCCUCACCUGUAUCAAGGCAAUGUACAUCACUCUCUCGGCUGGGCUCUGUUUGCUUUGCUCAUCACCCAAGUUGUAGGCGGGCUUGUCCGCAAGAUCUCCAAUGCAAUUAAAAGCCAUGUUGCUGAAAGUGAUAGAUAUGAAACCAUCGGUCUCGUCAACCACCAAGGAUCAUCUUCUUCUCCAACUGGUUCAGGAAGAAGUAACAGUGUUACGUCUGAAUAUACACUGCAUAACAACCCUGACGACAUGUCUUUUGAAGAUGAAUCAAUGACUGAUGUUGAAACUGAAGUCCCUUUGUCUUACUCUUUGAAUGAAAAGUUGCCAUUGUUUAAGCGUAUAACAAAUGCUAUUUUACCCUUUGUUCCAAGUAUCGUCAAGAGAGGAUUUAAAAUUGCUGCAGAUAACAGAUUCACCAACACUGCUUGUCGUAUUUUUCAUCAAUCCUUGGGUCGUGUUUUUGUUUUGCUAGUUUUCACUCAAACUAUCAGUGGUAUGGUGGUGUAUCAUGGCGUUUGCCGUAAUUGGGAGAUCUUUGGCUGCAUUGCUCAUUUAAUCAAGGGUGGUAUUUUCUUUUGGUAUGGUAUUGUUACGUUUGCCAGAUAUCUUGGUUCUUUUGCAGAUAAAGGCUGGGCAUGGAACUAUGUCCCCCAUGGUAGCAAGUUUAGCUUCGAAAUGAUUGAAUGUUCUCUCAUCUUUUUCUACGGUAUCACGAAUACUUGGAUGGAACAUUUUGGGCAAGAUGACGCUUGGACUCAUAAAGAUUUGGAGCAUGCUAGUUUGGCUUUUAUGUUUUGGUGGGCUGGCUUACUUGGUAUUCUGAUUGAAAGUCGUACUGUUCGAAGAAUUCUCGAAAAGUCAAUGCCUCGCACUCCUUACGACGACAAUGAAGAGUUUGCGGUGGUCAGCAGUAACAAACAGCACGGUGCUAAGUGUUCCAAGAAGCAGGAGCCACAAACCAACUUCAAUCCUAUUCCUGCCUUGACUAUUUUGAUGACUGGGCUCUCUUUAGGAAACCACCAUCAAGAUACCCUCUACUCUAGCAGGGUACACUAUCUUUGGGGUUUGCUUAUCUCUGCUGCUGCCAUUUGUCGUAUCAUCACUUACAUUACCUUAUUCAAAAGUCCUCCCAAGAGCGGCAAACCUCUUCGUCCUCCAAGUGAAGCACUGGGUGCCUUUUUGUUAGUAUGUGGCUCUAUCUUGUUUAUGGCUUCGAACGCAGGCACCAUUUUAUGGCUCAGACGUAAUGCUGUUGAUUCAAUGUUCCUCCUGAAUGUUACAGUCUCUCUCACUGCUAUGGUGCUUUCAUACGUAGCUUUUCUUGUUGUUCUCAAAGCUUGGGCUGCAAACCGUGAGGCUAAAAAGAGAAGCAAGAAGUAUCAAGCUAUGAGCCGUCAAAGGUGUAGUUUGAAGCUGAGAAAGCAAUCUGGAAUCGACCAAGACGAAGAUGAACUAGAGGAGGAGCACCCACUCUCCCAUUAA